Molecule: messenger RNA, 2629 nt
Organism: Chinchilla lanigera (long-tailed chinchilla)
Lineage: Eukaryota; Metazoa; Chordata; Mammalia; Rodentia; Chinchillidae
Gene: Snx20
Product: sorting nexin 20
Exons: 4
Coding region: 136-1086 (316 amino acids)
Biological process (GO): protein transport
Cellular component (GO): early endosome membrane
Molecular function (GO): phosphatidylinositol phosphate binding
Source: RefSeq, a predicted model, not a curated record
UUUUCAAACGGGAACUUAGCAAAGCGGCAGCCACUCUACCACUUGCCGGAGCUUCGAACAGAGAGACAAAGGGGACAUGUGACCGUUUCCUGGACCCCCAGCACACGCAGGGACCGAAGACCUCAGCCUAGGACCAUGGCCAAUGCUGAGCACCCUGGGAGCCCUGGCUGGACGGGACCCACGACCCAGUGCACAGUGAGGACCAAGCAGGAAGCACCGGCCACAGGCCCCGAACUCCCACGUCCAGGACUGGAAGGACACCUAGACGGCCCCAGCGGGCUGAGCUCCAACUCCAACAUGACCACGCGGGAGCUGCAGGAGCACUGGCGGAGCGAGAAGGGCCACUGGAAGCCCGUCAAGCUGCUCUUUGAGAUCGCCUCGGCCCGCAUCGAGCAGAAAAGGAUCUCCAAGUUUGUGAUGUACCAGAUCGUGGUCAUCCAGACAGGCAGCUUCGACAGCAACAAAGCUGUCCUAGAACGGCGCUACUCGGACUUUGAGAAGCUGCAGAAAAGCCUGCUGAAGACAUACGGGGAGGAGAUCGAGGAUGUGGUCUUCCCCGGGAAGCGCCUGACAGGCAACUUCACGGAGGAGAUGAUCGGCGAGCGCAGGCUGGCGCUCAGGGAGUAUCUGCAGCUGCUGUACGCCAUCCGCGCCGUGCGCCGCUCCCGCGAGCUCAUCGACUUCCUCACGCGGCCCGAGCUGCGCGAGGCCUUCGGCUGCCUGCGCGCCGGGCAGUACGCGCGCGCCCUGGACACACUGCUGCGGGUGGUACCGCUGCUGGAGCGGCUCACCCGGCACUGCCCUGCCGGGCUGGUCCCCGCGCUCUGCGCCAUGCUUGUGUGCCACCGCGACCUGGAGCGGCCCGCCGAGGCCUUCGCAGCGGGAGAGAGGGCCUUGCGCUGCCUGCAGGCCCGCGAGAGCCACCGCUACUACGUCCCGCUGCUGGAGGCCAUGGUGCGCCUGGCCUACUCGCUGGGCAAGGACUUCGCGUCUCUGCAGGGGAGGCUGGAGGAGAGCCAGCUCCGAUGGCCCAGCCACCGGGGCUUCUCGCUCAAGGAGCUCACCGUGCGGGAGUACCUGUCCUGAGAGGGUCACCGCUGCGCUGCGUGGGUUGUUCGGGGCCGGGCUUAAGGAGAGGGGCUCUGGCUCCCGCGUGACUUUGUGCCAGCCUCUCCUCUGAUCUGCCUUGCACAGAGGGGCCGGCUUGUAUCUUGUGCCCCCUGGGGGCCAGUUCAGUUCAUCUCAAUACCACAAACCCUGCAGGGACAAUUCUGGAGAGUAAGGUGAACCUUACUGAUGUUUUUAUGGAGAGUGAAGACGUUUACAUCCAAAUCAAGAUAUAGCUCAGUCCACGUGCCUGGAAGACCAUGUCUGCAGCAGUGCUGGGUCUUUCCUCUGCUCUUAGUCUCUCAGUAUUGCUUAUAAAUAGUCCCACCCUGCUAGUGUGGUGCUGCAUGCCUAUAAUCCUACCACUCUGGGAGGCUGAGGCAGGAGGAUCAUGAAUUCCAGGCCAUCACGGGCUACAUAGUGAGACUGUCUCGAUAAGUAAAUAGUCCUACUCAUUGUCCUAAUGUUCUAGCACUUCUCCCUUAGCAUAUAGACAGACUCCACUUAGCAAAUCAAGAGCUCACCUAUUACCCUCAAGGACAGCUUCUCCUCCUCAGCUCUCCCUAGGUGGAGGCUGUGUGCUAUCCUUUGAAGGGCAGCAGACCAGAAAGCAAUAGUGCCAUAGGAUUCUAGGAUAGCCGUUUUUAGCAAGGGGGGUGGCUAGUAUAUCCCAGCUAGAGUGGGGGGACAUAGAGCCUUGGGGUGGACUUUUACUCACCAGACACCUGCUCCUCGCAUGGCUUUGCUGGAAGGGGAGCGAUGAUAUCUUCCAGGAGAGUCAGUCUUCAAGGAGCCCCCCCUUUGAGGGUCAGUGUUCUCCUAGCCUCUCUGAUGGGCUGAGCUGCCCUUGACUGAAUUCCACUGUCAGAAAAGAAUGCAGCACCAGCCCAAGCAAGAGGAGGACUCGGACCAGGGGGCUGAGUCAGUCCUGCAGGCCACUUUGGGCCCAGUGUGUGUUUGAGGCUGGAAGACCCUAGAAACCAAAAGCAGCACCUGGCUGAGCUUCUCGGGGUGUAACUUGGAAAUGGGAAUGUGGGGCUCCACUUUGGUCUGUGCAAUAGUCUGGUCCCGGGAGAAAGACAAGGUAGCGGUGUAGAAAGCAUUUCAGAAACUGCACUAGAAUCUGUUCAGCAUGACACUGUGUGGCGGCCCCGUAGGGCCCCUUGGGCUCGACCUGGCAGAGGGCCCAAAAGCAAGCUCCGAGUCUCAUUGUACUCCUAGAAAAGAACCCUUCAAGUGGGAGAGAAUAGAUUGUUUGAAAAACUGAGCUGAUGGAAAAUUGUGCUGUAUCAUGGCAAAAUAAAAGUUGUGAGUCUGUUUGUAAUGGUGAAGCAGAUCAUAUUGAUUUUAUAAAUAUUUCAUCAAACCUAAAAUGUUGUCAGUUGUGAAAUGCACCAAAGGCUUGCUAAGAAGAAAAAAAAUUCCCAACAUGAAUAAUUUGAUAAGAAAUUCCAGCAGAAAGCUGGGAGACCAAAGAGUUAGCUCCCCAGUGUAACAGAAUAAACCUGCUGCUAUCACAAAA